ACUCCAAUCGUCAUCCCAAACGAAAGCUAAGCACUCUUGUUUAGAUCAGGUUCGUUUUUCAUCAACGUUUCGCCGAUUCCCCUUAGUUCUUCUACAUACAUACGAUGCCCUAAUUGUCCUCUCUGUUUCUAAUUAGGGUCUCUCUCUCUCUCUCUCUCUCUCUCUCUCUCAUGGACUCUUUGCUAGCAACCUAUGCCUCUUCGGACGAAGAAGAAGAAGAAGAAGAAGUGCAUGAGCAACCCGAAAAAGUAGAUCAUCCUCCACAACUCUCCUCUAAAUUCAGCCAAAAUUCACCCUCUUCCUCUAUCUUCUCUUCUCUCCCACCUCCCAAAUCUGUAUCCUCUCUCUUCUCAUCUCUUCCCCCUCCAAAAUCCCACCCCCCAAACCCACCUCAAACCCUAACCAAUCUCUCAUCUUCAAAACCCAACAAUCAACAACAACAACAACAACUUGAAGAUUGGAAACUAGUUUCCUCUAAUCUUAGUGGUCCUGCAAAACCCUCCUCCUUGUUCUCUUCACUUCCUGAACCCAAAUCUUCUUCAAUUUUCUCUUCCCUUCCUCCACCCAAGUCCCUCAAUGCAGACCCACUUCCCGUCUCCAACAUUUCGGCUUCUUCUUCGGAACCCAAUCGGAAAAAGGUUAUUCAAUUCAAGAUUCCAAUUAACCCAUCUCUGAUGAAGUCUCGCGGUUCUGAUGAUGAUGAUGAUGAUGAUGAGAAGGAACGAGAAGGUAAAAAGUCUGUGGAUUCUUUGACUCAAACGCCUUCUGUUAAGUCAUUCCUAUCGAGUAUUCCUGCACCCAGGAACUCCUCGGCAUUGGGUGCUCUGCCUACAGCUUCUGGUUCGAGUCGAAGAUCGAUUCUUGAGGCCAAUGUACCCGCUUCAAGUUCAGAUGGUUUUGAAAUUAAAGAUGAAGUGGGUGGUAAUCCAAAUGUACAAAACUAUGUUAGCCAAUGGGUUGACAGGUCAUCGUCUGCUUCGGUGGGGGAUGCGGCUGGUUCUGCGGAAUAUGCAGUUGGUGAUGAUGGUGGUGGUGGUAAUACUUCUGGUUGGGUUUCAUCCAGUGCUAAUUAUGAAAACUAUGACAGUUAUGCUGGUUAUGGGAACCAUGCUUAUUACAGGCAAUAUGAGAGCAAUUGGGGUGAUGGCUCGACAGCAAUGGCGCCAUCAGAUGUAUCGGGAAUGAGUGAAAGUAUCGUGAAAAUGCCUGGGAAGAGAGGUAGGAAUGAGAUUCCUCAGGAAAUAGUUGAGGUGAAUCAGGAUGAGCUGAUUAAGAAUCGACCACGGGAGGACCAGGUCAAAUUAACUGGAAUAGCUUUUGGGCCCUCUUACCAGCCUGUUUCGACAAAGGGGAAGCCUACAAAGCUACACAAGAGGAAGCAUCAGAUUGGUUCUUUGUACUUUGAUAUGAGACAGAAAGAGAUGGAACUUGCAGAGCGCCGUUCCAAAGGCUUCCUCACAAAAGCUGAAACACAAGCCAAGUAUGGGUGGUGAGUUCAAGGUGAUUUGCUUUCUCAUGUUCUGUAAUUGACACUGGAAACAAAGUUGAAAGUCACUGAAUAAAAGCUCUCGUGUAACAAGUUGAACUCUCAAAACAAAAGCUUGCUUUCGUGUAACAAUUUUACUUUAUGUCCAGUGCCAUCACAAUUCUGACAAGCAUUAAUCUGGUUUUUGCUACUUUA
Camellia sinensis is the source of this 1681-nucleotide messenger RNA. Its product is annotated as mitotic checkpoint protein PRCC-carboxy-term protein. The record is from RefSeq and is a predicted model, not a curated record. Lineage: Eukaryota; Viridiplantae; Streptophyta; Magnoliopsida; Ericales; Theaceae. Gene Ontology annotation, cellular component: nucleus.